Cutaneotrichosporon oleaginosum is the source of this 1850-nucleotide messenger RNA. RefSeq lists its product as uncharacterized. Gene Ontology annotation, biological process: Golgi to endosome transport; endocytosis. Gene Ontology annotation, molecular function: phospholipid binding; clathrin binding. Lineage: Eukaryota; Fungi; Basidiomycota; Tremellomycetes; Trichosporonales; Trichosporonaceae. Gene Ontology annotation, cellular component: endosome; plasma membrane; clathrin vesicle coat. The record is from RefSeq and is a predicted model, not a curated record.
GUGUCUUGUCACAGCUCGGCGCUUCAACCUUCCCUCGCGUCGUCUGUUCCCAACGCUCCAUCGUCGACUGGCUCGUACUCACCACCACUCCUUGCUGCCCCAUCGCUCAUCCAUCGUUGGAUUAAACACAAGGGCCAACGCCCACUCGCUCAACAUGGACGUCAUUGAAAACCUCGCCAACAAGGCGUCUCAGAUCACUAUGUACGACCUCAAGUCGUACUACAACCAGGCCAAGAACGCCGUCCUCAACAUUCCAGAGAUGGAGGCUAAGGUCCGCGAGGCAACGAACGAGGACCCUUGGGGUGCGUCGUCGACUCUGAUGCAGGAGAUUGCGCAGGGAACACACAACUACCAGCACUUCAACGAGAUCAUGCCGACCAUUUACUCGCGUUUCAUGGAGAAGGAGGCGCGGGAAUGGCGCCAGAUUUACAAGGCUCUCACCCUCCUCGAGUAUUUGAUCAAGCACGGUAGCGAGCGCGUUGUUGAUAAUGCGCGUGCGCACAAUUCCACGAUCAAGAUGCUCAGAAACUUCCACUACAUUGACGAGAAGGGCAAGGACCAGGGUAUCAAUGUCCGCAACCGCGCCAACGAGAUUGUCGCGCUUCUUGGCGACGUCGAAAAGAUUCGCUCGGAACGCCGCAAGGCUCGUUCCAACCGCAACAAGUACCAGGGCCAUGAGGGGGGCAUGUUCAACACGGCUACUGGAAGCCGUUACGGCGGGUUCGGGAGCGAGUCCUACGUCCCCGGCGGUGGCAGCGGUGGCGGUGGUGGUGGGGGGGGCUACAACGGUGGUUCGGGUUCGGGCUCAGGCUCGGGUUCGCGUUACGGCGGCUAUGGCAACGACGACGAGUACCGCGGGUCAAGCGCGCGUGCGAGCUCCUCCCAGCAGCGCCCAGAGUAUGACGAGUACGAGGGGGCGGACGACUUUGACUCGCGUAGACCCAGCCCUGGAAGCGGGCGCGCUAGUGCGCAGGCUUCUCGACCACCCCAGGCUCCGCCCAAGCCACCCAAGGACGAGCCCAAGAAGCAGCAAAAGCAGCCCGAGGUCAACCUCUUCGACUUUGAUGAUGAGCCAGCUGUUCCUGCGUCCAAGCCCGCGGCGCCUGCUGCUCCUGUGGACGCAUUCGGCGACGACGACUUUGACGACUUCCAGAGCGCUGCUCCCUCGGCUCCCGCCCCAACAUCCCCUGCAGCGACUGCACCUGCCGCUCCGUCGGGCGCCAACGCUAAUCUCUUUGCACUCCUAAACGCGUCGUCGCAGCCUAUGUCGCCGGUGUCAGCUGCCUCGACGUCUCCAGCUGCCCAGUCUCAACCCUCUUUCGGCGGCUUGGGCUCGGGCAUGACCUCUCCCCCGCACCAGACGCAGUCGUCAUUUGGCGGCAUGUCCGGCGUGGCUUCCCCGCAGAGGCCACAGCCCAUGGGCGGCAUGGGUAUGGGUGGGAUGGGCAGUAUGGGUGGCGGCAUGAACAGCAUGUCUGGCGGCAUGGCCAGCAAACCUGCUUCGACGCCUGCCCAGGCGCAGAAGAAGAGUGGCGCGUCGGCCUUUGAUGACCUAUUUACGGCCUCGCUCGGUGCACCUAGCAAGCCCCAGCAGGAUGGUGGCCAAAAGACAAUUGCCCAGAUGCAGAAGGAGACAACAAACGCCGGACUGUGGGGCGCGCCCAAAUCAGCUGGCCAGCAGACCCAGUCUAAGCCGGCCCCAUCGUCGGGCUCGGGCGACCUCCUUGACCUUCUGUAAUUCAACGCUUGUAGUAUACAAGAUAGAGAUGACAUCCACGCGACCAGACCAAGCAUUGACUGGGCUGCGUUGAUGACAGUCAUGAACGCUCCGCUGGGUUCUUUAUUCAUGC